CUUGAUCCUCUCCUUCUCAAAUUGUACCCUUGGAUGUGCUUUGGUCAGACAUGCAAAUUGAUAGUUUGCAAGUAUAGUUGUUUUUCAUGUUUUACUGGACCGCACAGAUAUUGGCACGGGGAUAACUAUCAUUUGACGUUUUUGAGUUGUUUUCCAUUCUUAACUCAGGAUGGCACAGAAUGGAUAUUCAGCGGCCGGCCUGCUUUACAUGUUAGCUUUCUUUCUUCAGCUGCUUCGCAUCGGUAACGGAGACAUGAGCUUUUCUAUCCCUGAAGAAAUGAAACCUGGAUCUGUAAUAGGAAAUAUAGCAAAGGACCUCGGGUUGAACGUGGGGAAAUUAUCGACUCGAAAGGCCCGCAUUGACAGCGAUCUGAAUCGGGAACGGUACUGUGACAUCAAUCUUAACACUGGAGAUUUGAUUGUAGCUGAAAGAAUCGACAGAGAGGCGCUUUGUGGCGAAAAGGCAUCCUGUAUCCUUAAAUUUGAGUUAAUCUUAGAGGCCCCUCUGGAGUUGCACCGCAUUUCACUUCAAAUACAAGAUAUUAACGACAAUCCGCCUGUUUUUAGUAAAGAUGAAAUCAAGAUAGAAAUUAAUGAAUUGGCUAUGAAAGGAUCUCGCUUCCGUGUCUUGGAGGCACACGAUAUGGAUAUCGGGCAAAACGCUGUUCAAAGUUAUGCAUUACAGACGAAUAACUAUUUAAUGUUGAAAAUUCAUUCAGAAUCAGAUGGGGGAAAGUAUGCAGAGCUAGUGUUGAAUAAGGAGCUAGACCGCGAGGAACAGCAGGAAUUGAGAUUAUUGCUCACUGCACUAGAUGGAGGCAGUCCUCAAAGAAGUGGCACUGCAACUGUGCAUGUGACUGUACUGGAUGCUAAUGAUAACGCCCCAGUGUUUAGCCAAACAGUGUAUAAAGCCUUUCUGCCUGAAGACUCUCCUCUAGAUGCUGUAGUGGUUACAGUGGUUGCCACUGAUGCAGAUGAAGGUGUAAAUGGCGAGGUAACUUAUGAAAUAAGUCGUAUUUCAGAAACGGGUAGAAGAGCGUUUGCUUUAAACCGCAACACAGGAGAGAUGAAAGUUAUAGGGCCUUUAGAUUUCGAGAAAGAGUCAAUUUAUGAAAUGCGUGUAGCCGCCAAAGAUGGAUAUGGCCUUACCUCUGAUUCUAAAGUGACAAUUGAAAUCUCCGAUGUUAAUGACAACCCACCUGAGAUCAAUUUAAAAUCUCUCAAUAACCCCAUACCUGAGAACGUGUCACCUGGUACAGGGGUGGGAAUCAUUAACGUGCAGGACAGAGACUCUGAGACUAACGGACAGGUUCGCUGCUCCAUUCAGCAAGGUGUCCCUUUUAAGUUGGUUCCUUCUAUUAAAAACUAUUAUUCUCUGGUGACCACAGGACAACUGGACCGUGAACUAGUGUCUGAUUACAACAUUACAAUCACUGCCACUGACGAGGGCUCUCCACCUCUGUCCUCCUCUAAAACUGUUCAGUUAUCUGUAGCAGACAUCAACGACAACCCACCUGUGUUUGAGGAACAGUCGUACAGCGCAUAUGUGAGUGAAAAUAACAAACCUGGCUCCACUUUAUGUUCCGUUAGUGCUCGAGACCCCGACUGGAGACAAAACGGUACAGUGAUUUAUUCUCUGUUACCCGGUGAGGUGAACGGUGCCCCGGUGUCCUCCUAUCUGUCUGUUAACGGAGACACGGGGGUGAUCCACGCUGUGAGGUCGUUUGAUUAUGAACAGUUGAGGAGUUUUAAAGUCCAGGUGAUGGCCAGAGACAACGGUUCUCCUCCGCUCAGCAGCAACGUGAGCGUCAGUGUGUUCAUAUCGGAUGUGAAUGACAACUCUCCUCAGAUACUGUACCCCGCCCCGGAGGGCAACUCCUUCAUGACCGAGCUGGUCCCCAAAGCUGCACACGGAGGCUCUCUGGUGUCCAAAGUGAUCGCGGUGGACGCGGACUCCGGACAGAACGCCUGGCUGUCCUAUCAUAUAGUGAAGUCCACUGAUCCGGGACUUUUCACUAUUGGUCUCCACAGCGGAGAGAUCAGGACCCAGCGGGACAUUUCUGAGUCUGACAGCAUGAAACAGAACCUGAUUGUGUCAGUGAAAGAUAACGGACAGCCCUCUCUCUCUGCCACCUGUUCCAUGUAUUUACUGAUUUCUGAUAACUUGGCUGAGGUGCCAGAACUGAAGGACAUUUCUUAUGAUGAGAAGAAUUCCAAACUGACCUCUUAUCUGAUCAUCGCUCUGGUGUCUGUGUCCACCUUUUUCCUGACCUUCAUCAUCAUCAUCCUGGGUGUGAGGUUCUGUCGCAGGAGAAAGCCCAGACUGUUGUUUGAUGGAGCAGUAGCCAUCCCCAGCGCUUAUCUCCCUCCUAACUACGCAGAUGUUGACGGCACAGGAACUUUACGCAGCACUUACAAUUAUGACGCGUACCUGACAACAGGUUCAAGAACCAGUGACUUUAAGUUCGUGACAUCAUACAAUGACAACACACUGCCUGCUGACCAGACUCUGAGGAAAAGUCCUUCUGACUUUGCUGAAGUGUUUGGUCCAUCAGAUGAGUCUCCAGAGGAAGAUAUCAUGGGCCACGGAGGGAGAUCGUUGCUGAUUCUUUUCGGCGUCUUUGCUGUCUUUGUCCACAUCGCCACUGCAGAUCUCAGCUAUUCUGUGCCGGAGGAGAUGAGGCCCGGAUCCAUUGUUGGAAAUAUCGCCAAGGACCUCGGGCUGGAAGUGGGGAAAUUGUUCACUCGUAAAGCCCGUAUUGAUACUGAGGAAAGCUAUCAGCAUUACUGCGACAUUGAUCUAAAAACAGGAAAUGUUGUCAUCAGGGAAAAGAUUGACAGAGAGGAGCUCUGUGGGGAGAAGGUUUCAUGUAUGAUUAAAUUUGAAUUGGUCCUGGAGAGCCCGUUGGAGCUACACCGCAUUUCACUGCUUAUUCAGGAUGUAAACGACAAUUCACCCGUUUUUCCAAAGGAUACAAUUAAACUGGAAAUAAGCGAAUUGGCCAUGAAGGGAGUUCGAUACCGUGUUAAUGAAGCUCACGACGCGGACAUCGGACAAAAUACAGUUAAACAAUACAGCUUACAAAAGAAUGAAUACUUUGUUUUAUCUGUUCGAGAGGAUGCCGAUGGAUCUAAGAACGUUGAGUUAGUAUUAGACAAAGAGUUAGAUCGUGAAAAGGAACACGAUUUAAAUUUCGUGAUGAUUGCUGUUGAUGGUGGCAACCCACAAAGAUCAGGGACAACCAAUAUACACGUGACUGUGCUGGAUGCUAAUGAUAACGCCCCAGUCUUUGACCAAGCCUUGUACAAAGCCAGUCUACCUGAAAACGCUGCCCUUGAUACUGUAGCUGUCACUGUAAGUGCUACUGAUGCAGACGAGGGAGUCAAUGGGGAGGUGACAUAUGAGUUUAGCCGCAUAUCAGAAAGAGCUAAAAAGGUUUUCUCACUAAACAGUAAAACUGGAGAGAUAAAAGUCACAGGACCACUUGAUUUCGAGAGUAAUUCUAAAUAUGAAAUGCGUAUCGAUGCCAAAGAUGGUUAUGGGCUUUCAUCUGAUUCCAAAGUAAUGAUUGAAAUCACUGAUGUGAAUGAUAACGCUCCAGUAAUAUAUAUGAAAUCUUUGAUGAGCCCCAUACCUGAGAACGUGUCACCUGGUACAGAGGUGGGCAUCAUUAACGUGCAGGACAGAGACUCUGAGACUAACGGACAGGUCCGCUGCUCCAUUCAGCAAGGUGUCCCUUUUAAGUUGGUUCCUUCUAUUAAAAACUAUUAUUCUCUGGUGACCACAGGACAACUGGACCGUGAACUAGUGUCUGAUUACAACAUUACGAUCACUGCCACUGACGAGGGCUCUCCACCUCUGUCCUCCUCUAAAACUGUUCAGUUAUCUGUAGCAGACAUCAACGACAACCCACCUGUGUUUGAGGAACAGUCCUACAGCGCAUAUGUGAGUGAAAAUAACAAACCUGGCUCCACUUUAUGUUCCGUUAGUGCUCGAGACCCCGACUGGAGACAAAACGGUACAGUGAUUUAUUCUCUGUUACCCGGUGAGGUGAACGGUGCCCCGGUGUCCUCCUAUCUGUCUGUCAACGGAGACACGGGGGUGAUCCACGCUGUGAGGUCGUUUGAUUAUGAACAGUUGAGGAGUUUUAAAGUCCAGGUGAUGGCCAGAGACAACGGUUCUCCUCCGCUCAGCAGCAACAUGAGCGUCAGUGUGUUCAUAUCGGAUGUGAAUGACAACUCUCCUCAGAUACUGUACCCCGCCCCGGAGGGCAACUCCUUCAUGACCGAGCUGGUCCCCAAAGCUGCACACGGAGGCUCUCUGGUGUCCAAAGUGAUCGCGGUGGACGCGGACUCCGGACAGAACGCCUGGCUGUCCUAUCAUAUAGUGAAGUCCACUGAUCCGGGACUUUUCACUAUUGGUCUCCACAGCGGAGAGAUCAGGACCCAGCGGGACAUUUCUGAGUCUGACAGCAUGAAACAGAACCUGAUUGUGUCAGUGAAAGAUAACGGACAGCCCUCUCUCUCUGCCACCUGUUCCAUGUAUUUACUGAUUUCUGAUAACUUGGCUGAGGUGCCAGAACUGAAGGACAUUUCUUAUGAUGAGAAGAAUUCCAAACUGACCUCUUAUCUGAUCAUCGCUCUGGUGUCUGUGUCCACCUUCUUCCUGACCUUCAUCAUCAUCAUCCUGGGUGUGAGGUUCUGUCGCAGGAGAAAGCCCAGACUGUUGUUUGAUGGAGCAGUAGCCAUCCCCAGCGCUUAUCUCCCUCCUAACUACGCAGAUGUUGACGGCACAGGAACUUUACGCAGCACUUACAAUUAUGACGCGUACCUGACAACAGGUUCAAGAACCAGUGACUUUAAGUUCGUGACAUCAUACAAUGACAACACGCUGCCUGCUGACCAGACUCUGAGGAAAAGUCCUUCUGACUUUGCUGACCCGUUCGACGAUUUAGAGCCGUCUGUAGAGGUAGGAACCUUUUCAAUGUUCACUGGAUACAUCAUUUAA
Messenger RNA from Centropristis striata (black sea bass), 5008 nucleotides. RefSeq lists its product as uncharacterized. Bases 170 to 5008 code for a protein of 1612 amino acids. Gene Ontology annotation, biological process: homophilic cell-cell adhesion. Gene Ontology annotation, molecular function: calcium ion binding. Gene Ontology annotation, cellular component: plasma membrane. Lineage: Eukaryota; Metazoa; Chordata; Actinopteri; Perciformes; Serranidae. The record is from RefSeq and is a predicted model, not a curated record. The transcript is spliced from 2 exons.